This is a messenger RNA of Selaginella moellendorffii, 1542 nucleotides long. RefSeq names its product squamosa promoter-binding-like protein 14. The transcript has 3 exons. NCBI's taxonomy places the organism in Eukaryota, Viridiplantae, Streptophyta, Lycopodiopsida, Selaginellales, Selaginellaceae. The record is from RefSeq and is a predicted model, not a curated record. Bases 285 to 1355 code for a protein of 356 amino acids. Gene Ontology annotation, cellular component: nucleus. Gene Ontology annotation, molecular function: DNA binding.
GGCGGCCCUUUGUUCGAGGCGGGAUAAUUGAGUGUCUGUGGGAGAGAGAGAAAAUGCGCGAUGGUGGAUGGAUCGUCGCGGUCCACUGGACGCGAGGAUUCUUGGAGCUCCGCCAAUCGCAGAGAUCCACCCCAGCGCACUCCAUCGAUCCAGGGUUUGAUCGGCUGAAGUGACACGCGAAGAGAGAGAUUUCUUCCUUGUCUCCCAGAAUCUAGCGCUCUAGCGCGUGCUCUUGGCGCCUCGAUCGCCGAAUCGCGUCGCGUGGGGGCUGGAAUCGCGAUAUUAUGCAGCGGCAGGAGCCGAGCUUCGCGGAGAAGCGUGGAUUUCCAGGCGCUGGAGCUGGAGGAGAGGUGUUCGUGGCUGAUCGUGGCGGCGGCGGCGGGGCAAUGGUGGGGAGGAAGAAGCAGCGCGGGCCGUCGCAGCCGCAGGUAGCGCCCGUGUGCCAGGUCGAGGGAUGCGGCACCGAUUUGCGGGGAUCCAAGGGCUACCACCGGCGGCAUCGCGUGUGCGAGGUCCACUCCAAGACGCCCAAGAGCGUGGUGGACGGGAUCGAGAAGCGGUUCUGCCAGCAGUGUAGCCGGUUUCAUGUCCUCGAGGAGUUUGACGAUGGCAAGAGGAGCUGCCGGAAGAGGCUGGCGGGGCACAACGAGCGGCGGAGGAAGCCCACGCAGAUCAUCGAGUCGGGGCUGGCGAUCGUUUCUUCCGGGAAGCUGGGCAUCUUUCCAGGGGAUUACAAGCCCACUGUCCAGAUCCAACACGACCACCACCACCAGCGCCACGUCCUGGAUGGAUCGUUCCUGAGCAGCUGGCCGGAUCAACACCAGCAGCAGCACCACCACCACCAGGACUCCAAGAUCCUAUCGCCCUCUUCGUCCUCGUCCCAGAUCUACCAGGCCCUCCACGGCGCCAGCCUCUACGACAUCACCCAGCAGCACCAGCAGCUCAUCCAGUUCCUCAAGAGCUCCUCCUCUUGCUCCCCGUCCUCCUCCACCUCUUCCUCCUUCCUCCUCCCUCCCCUCCCCCCUCCUCCACCGCUUUGCAACAGCAACACAUCUUCGCAAGGCGGUGCUCUCUCUCUUCUGUCAGCCGGGCAGAGAUCAUCGAGCGCGGCAUCAUCUUCAUCUCUGCCAGUAGUGGCUUCUUCUUCGUCUCCUGGAUUUGGAAUCACCGCCACCACCACCACCACCAAUGGUAACACCAGCAGCAGCAGCAGCAGCAGCAGCAGCGAUCACUACACCAGGCGCGCAUCGCCCAGCUUCGAUUCGCUGCUCCAGAUCCCGCCCCACUUCUUCGUACAGGGGGCGUCCACUUCGCAGGGAUUGGACAUGCUGGUCCACUCUAGAUCGCAACUCUAGAUCCAAGGUCCGACCAACAAGAACUUUGGAACCAUGGGUGGAUCAGUUCAAGCCAGAUGGGCAUAGAUUUAUGAUGCCAUCUUUUCGGCAGCGAUUGCCUGUUGCGUUAGUACGCAGCAACGCAAAGCGCUGCAUUCCUUGUGAUUUAUUGGAGGGAUUGCAAUGUGUACAUGCUGUACUUGCUUCA